This is a messenger RNA of Pogonomyrmex barbatus (red harvester ant), 2229 nucleotides long. RefSeq names its product putative ATP-dependent RNA helicase Dbp73D (gene Dbp73D). Gene Ontology annotation, molecular function: ATP binding; nucleic acid binding. Lineage: Eukaryota; Metazoa; Arthropoda; Insecta; Hymenoptera; Formicidae. The record is from RefSeq and is a predicted model, not a curated record.
AUUGUAUGUUGUGUGAUAUAUGAAAUAUAUUAAAAAUGAGUUUAUUCGUUAUAAACAGAUAUGAAGGGGAAAGUAAAGAAGAAGUUCAAAAUGAAACAAAUCAUCUUUCUGAAUUGUUAAAGAGAGUAGAAGAACGUAAAAAACAAAGAGUUGCAGUAAGUAAUAAAUCAACAGAUGCGGAUAGAAAUAAUUCAGAAGAAUCUUCGAGAAAGAGAAAGAAAAAUUUGUCCCAUGCUGAUAAAAUUGAUGAAUCAUGUAAUGAGAAUAAAAAUAUUAACAAUGAAAAAAGUAUAGAACAAAGUAUCAAUGAACAAUGCACAGAAACAGUUGAAGUCAACAAAAAAAAAAGGAAGAAAUGUGUUAAAAAUGAACAUUGUUCUGCUAUAACAGAAGAAAAUAUAGAUUUAGAAGAAAAAAAUAAUUUAGUAAAAGAAAGUAAUGAUGAUGAUAUUACAGAAAAGAAAAUAUCUUCACAGAGCAAUUUUGUAAUAUUAGGUGCAAAAUCUCGAAAAAAACAACGUGAAGUGAAGAGAGUAUUGCCAGAUUGGUUGGCGCAUCCCGAAGUUGUAUCUGCUGAUUUGAAUAAUGGGCCAAAUUUGGAAGAAUUAGAAUCAAUUUUAGAUGCUAAAUUGAUGGAAGUUUUAAGGACUAAUGGUAUUGUUAAGUUAUUUCCAGUUCAAUUUAGCAUAAUUAAAUGGUUAUAUAAAUGCAAUAUGGAUAGAAAAUUGGGAUGGUGGUUGAGAGAUACUUGUGUAUCUGCUCCUACAGGCAGUGGCAAGACUCUAGCUUAUGUCUUGCCUAUUGUGCAAGAAUUGCAAACACGAUUGGUACCAAAGAUUCGUUGCCUGAUCGUUCUGCCAGUGCAAGAACUGGCCGCACAGGUACAUAAAGUAAUGGUCACUUAUACAUCUCAUACAAAUCUGAAGGUGGGCUUGCUCUCGGGUGCAUUCUCAUUUGAACAAGAGCAAAAUAAUAUAAUUAAGAAAACUGAAAGAGGAAAGUACUUAUCUACAGUGGACAUUGUAAUUGCGACACCUGGCCGAUUAUUGGAUCAUUUAUUAAAAACGCCUGGGUUUUCCUUAGACUCUUUAAGGUUUCUCGUUAUCGACGAAGCUGAUCGUGCAACAGAAUGGUUACAAUAUUUACCUGAACCUCAUUCUCGCGCUCCUAUUUUGACGCUUGGGACUAUGCGUUCAAGUGAUAUCAUACCAGCUCAAAAAUUAUUAUUUAGUGCCACUUUAUCGCAAGAUCCUGAAAAAUUGAGUCGGCUGGGUCUUUUUCAGCCAAUAUUAUUUACAACUGUAGUUACCGACAAAGAUACAGACAUGAAUUUGGACAAGAUCGCAGGUGAUUUUGUCGGACGUUACACAAGUCCAGAAGAAUUGACGGAACUUGCAGUAGAAUGUGCACCCGAGUACAAACCAGUUGCUCUAUAUCAGUUAUUGACAAGGCACGAUAUCAUUCCUAAGACUCUUGUUUUCACGAAUUCCGGACAUAGUGCGCAUAGACUGGCACUCUUGAUGCAGUCACUUUUGACGGAACGGAAUGUCGCAGUGGGAGAAUUAUCUGCCCAACUCGCGUCGAAGCAACGCGAAAGUGUCUUGAAUAAAUUCGCAAAUACUGAGAUACAUGUAUUAAUAAGUUCGGAUGCGUUGGCUAGAGGAUUAGAUAUUUUGAAUGUGCAGUUAGUCGUAUCUUAUGACCUUCCGAAGCAUAUCAAGGGCUAUAUACAUAGAGCUGGUAGAACCGGGCGAGCUGGAAAACCAGGCACUGCUGUAUCCGUGCUCACGACAAAUCAAGUUGGGAUAUUCAAACAAAUGUUAACCAGCGCACAUAAAACUGUGCCCAAUAUUGAGCAAAUGGAACUAAACGCUAUUGCAAACGCGGUGAAUUAUCAGAGUCACGUUCAGAAAUUAAAAGAAAUACUCGAGAAAGAAAAGAUCGAGAACUUGGAACGAACGAAAGCUAUUAAGCGUGGACGUGUGGUAAGUACGACCAGGCAAAAUGAAAAUGUAAAAUAAUAUUGUAUAUAAAAAAAGAAAUAAAAGGAUACAUCAAACUUAUUUACAUACAACUUGUCAGUUGUAUCAGUUAUCAAUCGUUACCUUCCAGAGGUAUUAUAUAAAUGAUAGAAUUAAUAUUUAUUUAAAUGGGGCUAAACUCACCUCUAGCCUGUAAAAGGUGCUGUAAAAAAGAAACAUGUAAAAUACAGAUAGUAAGGUAACAUCG